AUGGCCGAAGGGGGAGUCAAGCGAACCGCCUCCCCCACUCGGAGCAUCUCCCCGCCUCCACUUCGCCGCAAAGUUGGAUCAAGUAUCAACAAGGCAUCCGCUGCUUCCUUUUUCACCCCUGCCUCUCAAAAGAAGCCAAAACCGAUCACAUGGCGGGUCAUUGGAACGAGCCUCGUUGUAGGCAAAUAUACACCCGAAAAUACCCCCAGCACACUGCCGGAGAAGGACCGCAAGAUCGCGGCAUUUGAUCUUGACUCAACCUUGAUCAAGACACGUUCAGGAAAUGUGUUUGCUAGAUCAGCAGACGACUGGAAAUGGUUCGAGGGCAAUGUCCACGUUACGUUGCAGAAAUUACACGCUAAAGGGUACCAACUGGUAAUUUUCUCCAACCAGAAAAAAAUCAGCAUCCAAAAGGAAAUGAAAGCAGGAAAGGCCGAUUCAAAGAGCCUGGCGAUAUUCAAAGAGAAAGUCACAGCUAUCAUGACCACGAUGGAGUUGCCCAUCAGCGUUUAUGCUGCUACCGAAGAUGACAAGUAUAGGAAGCCUCGAAUCGGUAUGUGGAAUGAGUUCGUGGACGACUAUGACCUCGACGUGGUGGGUAUUGAUAAAAAGAACUCGCUCUUCGUGGGCGAUGCCGCCGGACGCCCAAAGGAUCACUCCUCUUCAGAUCUCGGCUUCGCGGCAAAUAUUGGUCUGCCUUUCAAGACACCAGAGGUUUAUUUCGGAGGAUGCUCUGAGGAACUUGUUACGAUUUUCGACCCCACUGCAUACACGAAGACAGAGAACAGCAAAUCUCUUCCCAACGCUUUCACUCGCAAACACCCCCUCGAACUGGUAAUUUUCUGUGGCAGCCCAGCAUCAGGAAAAUCAACCUAUUUCCGGAACAAUCUAGAGCCAUUGGGCUACGAACGUGUCAAUCAAGAUAUCCUGAAGACGCGCCCGAAAUGCGUCAAAGUAGCCCGUGAACACCUUGAAGCAAAGAAAUCCGUCGCUGUCGACAACACCAACGCAGACCCGGAGACAAGACUCGUGUGGAUAACGCUAGCUAAAGAAUUGGGUGUUCCGAUUCGUUGUGUGCACCUUCUUUCUCCACCUGACCUAUGCAGGCACAACAAUGCCGUCCGCGCUGGCAACAAAGAAAUGAAUCCCGAGGCGCGCACUUCUCUUCCUGGCAUUGCGUUUGGAGAUUUCGGGCGCCGGUUUAAGGCGCCACGUCUUGAUGAGGGAUUUGAGGAUAUCAUAACCGUGGAGUUUCGGUUUGAAGGUACUGAAGAUGAGCGUAAGAUUUGGGGUCAGUAUUGGGUUUAG
Molecule: messenger RNA, 1308 nt
Organism: Penicillium pulvis
Lineage: Eukaryota; Fungi; Ascomycota; Eurotiomycetes; Eurotiales; Aspergillaceae
Product: putative DNA 3'-phosphatase Tpp1
Exons: 9
Coding region: 1-1308 (435 amino acids)
Biological process (GO): DNA repair
Molecular function (GO): double-stranded DNA binding; polynucleotide 3'-phosphatase activity; ATP-dependent polydeoxyribonucleotide 5'-hydroxyl-kinase activity
Source: RefSeq, a predicted model, not a curated record